AUGAAGCGGAGUCUGGAUAUUUCGGAGACAAAAGCCGAGAUAAACGCAGAUGAACUUCGUCUGGCGCAAAUGGGUCAUACCCAAGAACUGAAUCGACAUUUCAGUACCCUGAGUCUGAUCGGCCUGGCCUCUACGACAACCAUAUCAUGGACGGGAUUGGGUUUAGGUCUCAUCACCGAGAUUGGAGCUGGAGGUCCUGGCGCGGUUAUCUACGGCUUCAUCCUCGUCACAAUUCUGCAAUGUUUCCUUGGAGCUUCGCUCGCUGAGUUUGUGUCGUCUUACCCUACCGAGGGCGGCAUGUAUCAUUGGAUUGCGGCUGUGGCUCCAAGACGAGCGACUGGCAUUCUGAGCUUCCUGACGGGUUGGUUCAGUGUUCUCGGCUGGAUCUUCACCACUGCAUCCACCAACAUCAUCUAUGCACAAAUCCUCAUGGCAUUGGUCGCUCUGUACAUAUCCGACCUCGAGAUCAAGGCCUGGCAGACUUUUAUCGUCUACCAAGGCUUGAACUUACUCACCGCUGCCGUUGUCAUGUUUGGCAACAAGAUCAUCCCUGCCUUGAACAAGUUCUCGCUUUUCUACCUACAGAUCGGCUGGCUCGUUGUGCUGGUCACUGUCGUUGCGUGCGCCCCGACACAUCGUGAUCCCGAAUUUGUUUUCAGGACUUGGAUCAACACGACUGGGUGGAACAAUAAUGCCAUCUGCUUCAUCACUGGCCUGGUGAAUCCUCUGUACUCUCUUGGCGGCCUCGAUGGUGUGACGCAUAUUACGGAAGAGAUGCCCAACCCUUCGAAGAAUGCUCCCCUAGCCAUCGCUAUUACCUUGGUCAUCGCGUUCUGCACUGGUCUCACGUAUCUCAUCAGUCUCAUGUUUUCGAUUCAGGACUUCGACCAGCUGACAUCCGGCAACACCGGCAUGCCGCUUGCAGAGCUGUUCCGCCAGGUAACCCAGAAGACUGGCGGUGCGUUCGGUCUUUUGUUCAUCCUGUUCAUUGCUCUCGGUCCAUGCGUGAUCAGCUCUCAGCUCAGCACUGGCCGAAUCUUCUGGGCCUUCUCCCGCGAUGGAGCCAUCCCUCUUUCCAAGCUGGUCCAAGGUCCACCCAAGACUCAAGAUCCCUUUCAAUUCACAGCUUGCAGUCACGGCAGUCAUUGCUGCUCUGGGUUGUUUGUAUCUUGGCUCAUCGACCGCAUUCAACUCUCUGCUCGGCACGGCCGUCACUAUCAACAAUAUUUCCUACAUGUUCCCAAUUCUCACCAACCUGCUGACCGGCAGGAAGAACAUGCACAAGGGUGUGUUCCACAUGGGUCCAACCAUAGGUCCCAUUGUCAACACCGUGACAGUUUGCUGGUUAACGUUUGCCAUCAUCUUCUUCUCCUUCCCUUACGUUAUGCCAGUCGAGGUUGCAAAUAUGAACUACACCUGCGUCGUCGUCGGUGGCCUGGCAAUCCUAAUUGGCGCAUGGUGGUUGAAGGCUGGUAA
Fusarium mangiferae is the source of this 1476-nucleotide messenger RNA. RefSeq lists its product as uncharacterized. Gene Ontology annotation, biological process: transmembrane transport. Gene Ontology annotation, molecular function: transmembrane transporter activity. Bases 1 to 1476 code for a protein of 491 amino acids. NCBI's taxonomy places the organism in Eukaryota, Fungi, Ascomycota, Sordariomycetes, Hypocreales, Nectriaceae. The record is from RefSeq and is a predicted model, not a curated record. Gene Ontology annotation, cellular component: membrane. The transcript has 5 exons.